Molecule: messenger RNA, 954 nt
Organism: Polychytrium aggregatum
Lineage: Eukaryota; Fungi; Chytridiomycota; Chytridiomycetes; Polychytriales
Exons: 2
Coding region: 1-954 (317 amino acids)
Source: RefSeq, a predicted model, not a curated record
AUGCUGUCGAUCAAGUCCUCUGUUGUCCUGCUCCUUGCCCUCGCCGGAGCUGCCUCGGCUGCUCCCAAGCGCAAGACCACUACACACAAGCCCCAUAAGCCCCACAAGCCCGUCGUUGCUCCCACCAAGCCUGCCAUUCGCCAGAAGGGCAUCCACUACAAGGACGGCAUCUUCCCUGCUCCCAAGGUCGAGGAGAUUGCCGCUGCCUCGUCCAACGGCCUGACCUACUACGGCGGCCCGGUCAUCGCCAACAUCGACGUCCAUCCCAUCUACUACGGCGGCAACGUCAACUACCAGAACGAGAUGGAUACCUUCUACGGCGCCAUCGUUGGCUCUCCCUACAUCAGCUGGCUUUCCGAGUACAGCACCCCCACCCAGAACAUCGGCACCGGCACCUUCUCGGGCUCGAUCACCCAGAACUCUGGCCUUAGCACCUCCACCACCGAUGACAACAUCAAGACCUGGCUCCGCGGCCUUGUCCAGAGCGGUACCCUCAAGCCCACCACCAACACCUACUACCCCAUCCACUUUGCUCCUGGAUACUCCAUCUCCAUGGGCUCCGACUCGUCCUGUGUCCAGUUCUGCGCCUACCACGGCACCAUCGAUGUCUCCGACAUCAGCUCGACCAAGUACCUCUACUACGGUGUCAUGCCCGACCAGGGUGGCUCUUGCGCUGGUGGCUGCGGCAGCAACCCCUCGACCCUCAACAACCUCCAGUCCGUCUCGUCCCACGAACUCGUCGAGGCUCUGACCGAUGCCGCUGUCGGUAUUACCACUGGCAACACCUUAGCCUGGUACAAUGAGGCCAACGGCGAGAUCGGUGAUCUGUGCACUGCCCAGCAGGCCACCGUCUACGGCACCGAUGGCAAGACCUAUGUCGUCCAGAAGCAGUGGUCCAACUCCCACAACGGCUGCUAUGUACCCAAAACUCAUAUCAAUCCUUCGAAUGUUUGA